Messenger RNA from Cyprinus carpio (common carp), 5508 nucleotides. RefSeq names its product disks large homolog 3-like. Lineage: Eukaryota; Metazoa; Chordata; Actinopteri; Cypriniformes; Cyprinidae. Gene Ontology annotation, cellular component: postsynaptic density membrane; neuron projection; neuromuscular junction. Gene Ontology annotation, biological process: chemical synaptic transmission. Gene Ontology annotation, molecular function: kinase binding. The coding region runs from base 133 to 2682 and encodes 849 amino acids. The transcript has 25 exons. The record is from RefSeq and is a predicted model, not a curated record.
UACCAGGCGAGUCUGACCAGCCCAGAAGAGCAGGCCCUGAAGACCAGCGUGGAAAAGGUCUCUUCCAUCUUUGGCAGUCAUCUUUUUCAGGCUCUGCUGGACAUUCAGGAAUGCUACGAGAUUACUCUGCAAAUGAAUGCAGCACAAAAUGGAGUUAAAGACAGCAGCUCUGUGGACACAUGGGAGACCUCGGGUGAAGAGGGUGUGUCACGUGUGCGUGUGACCAGCAGGAGGAGCACUCAGAAGGUGGAGAGAGUGGCUGGAAUAGUAAGCCGCUCACAUGUAGAGACACCAAAGGCAAACCCUCCCCCCAUCAUUGUGAACGCAGACUCACUGGAUGCAGGCCCUUAUGUGAAUGGGAGUGAUGGCAUGUAUAAAUAUGAAGAAAUCAUUUUGGAGAGGGGCAACUCUGGCCUUGGGUUCAGUAUUGCAGGAGGUGUGGAUAAUCCACACAUUCCUGAUGAUCCAGGAAUCUUCAUCACCAAGAUUAUCCCAGGAGGUGCCGCUGCCAUGGAUUGGAGACUAGGGGUAAAUGACUGUGUUCUGCGGGUGAAUGAUGUGGACGUGUCAGAGGUUGUGCACAGCAAGGCAGUAGAGGCUUUGAAGGAGGCCGGCCCAGUGGUCAGGUUGCUGGUGCGCAGAAGACAGGCUCCUCCUGAGACCAUUUUGGAGGUCAACCUACUCAAAGGGCCUAAAGGUCUUGGCUUCAGUAUUGCUGGAGGUAUAGGCAACCAGCACAUCCCUGGCGACAACAGUAUCUACAUCACAAAGAUCAUCGAAGGUGGGGCGGCACAGAAAGAUGGACGUCUGCAGACAGGCGAUCGCCUACUGGCUGUGAAUAACAUUAUACUUCAGGAUGUGCGUCAUGAGGAGGCUGUGGCCGCCCUGAAGAACACUUCAGACAUGGUCUAUCUGAAAGUGGCCAAGCCGGGACCAGUACAUCUCAACGACAUGUACGCCCCACCAGACUACUCCAGCAGUCUCGGCCUCCCUCCAGCCUUCCCCACCAUGGUGGACAACCACGUCGGGCACAACUCCAGCAUGGCCUACAUGGGAGGCAUGGAGCCUAAACCAGUGUACCCGCCGCCCCAGGCCACCCCCUCGAGGUACUCCCCAGUCCCGCGCCACAUGCUGGGGGAGGAGGACUUCACCAGGGCCGAGCCCAUUUACAGUGCCAUCCACAAACCUCAUGGGGACACCAGCCCUCCCUCCCCCCGUCUGUGCAGCAGGGGGUCUGGGGAUGUGGGUUGCAGCCCCGCCCCACCUGCUCUGUGUCAAAGCCUGGUCCCGUACACCGGCAGGGAGCCGCGGAAGAUCCUGCUGCACAAGGGUUCCACAGGUUUGGGAUUCAACAUUGUGGGCGGUGAGGAUGGAGAGGGCAUCUUCGUGUCUUUCAUCUUGGCAGGCGGGCCAGCCGACCUGAGCGGAGAGCUGAGGAGAGGAGACCGCAUCCUGUCGGUGAAUGGUGUAAACCUGCGCAAUGCUACCCAUGAGCAGGCUGCUGCUGCACUGAAGAGGGCUGGACAGACGGUGACCAUCAUUGCCCAGUACAGACCAGAAGAAUACAGUCGUUUUGAGUCCAAGAUCCACGAUUUGAGGGAGCAGAUGAUGAACAGCAGCAUGAGCUCCGGCUCCGGCUCCCUUCGCACCAGUGAGAAACGCUCCCUCUACGUCAGGGCUCUUUUUGACUACGACAGGACCAGAGACAGUUGCCUUCCUAGCCAGGGCCUGAGCUUCUCCUAUGGGGACAUCCUGCAUGUCAUCAAUGCCUCUGAUGAUGAGUGGUGGCAGGCACGGCUGGUUACACCCCAUGGGGAGAGUGAGCAAAUUGGGGUCAUACCAAGCAAGAAAAGGGUGGAAAAGAAAGAGCGUGCACGGUUAAAAACAGUCAAAUUCCACGCAAGGACGGGCAUGGUUGAGUCCAACAGGGAGAUGUUUGGCAGAAUGAACGACAUAAUGGACUUCCCAGGGUUAAGUGAUGACUUUUAUGGAUCAAAGAGUUUGAAAUGCUUGACGUCCAACACCAGUGACAGCGAAAGCAGCUCCAAGGGUCAGGAAGACACAAUUCUAUCAUAUGAGCCAGUAAUUCGACAAGAGAUCCAUUACACAAGGCCUGUGAUUAUCCUGGGUCCAAUGAAGGACAGAGUAAACGAUGACUUGAUAUCAGAGUUCCCUCACAAGUUUGGAUCCUGCGUUCCACAUACAACUCGUCCUCGGCGAGAGAAUGAGAUGGACGGGCAGGACUACCAUUUUGUGGCUUCAAGGGAGCAAAUGGAGAAGGACAUUCAGGACAACAAAUUUAUCGAGGCCGGCCAGUUCAAUGAGAAUCUGUAUGGGACCAGCAUACUGUCUGUCCGGGCAGUGGCUGAAAGGGGGAAACACUGUAUCCUGGAUGUGUCUGGGAAUGCCAUAAAGCGACUGCAGCAAGCACAGCUCUAUCCAAUCGCCAUUUUCAUCAAACCAAAAUCUGCGGAGGCCCUUAUGGAAUUGAAUAAGAGGCAGACAUAUGAGCAAGCUAAUAAAGUCUUUGAUAAGGCAGUGAAGCUUGAACAAGAGUUUGGAGAGUUUUUCACAGCCAUAGUCCAGGGUGACUCACUAGAUGAGAUCUAUAAUAAAAUCAAGCUGAUCAUUGAAGAGCAGUCAGGCCCUUACAUCUGGAUCCCGUCCACAGAGAAGCUCUGAACUCGCCGCCUCCAUGGAGCCCCCCCACCUUACCCUCACUCCCACCUGACACCUUUCCUUCCCUUACACUGACAUGUUUCAUAUCAAGUUUUAGUGUCAUCAUUAUGUUACCCUCAAUCGAAAGAAGUCUUAUCACCAUUACUGUGACUGUGCACACCCCUGCAUGAGUUUCUCAGCAAUUCCAUUCAACAUUGGAAAUGCCAUUCCUAAAGAAAUUUUUUUUCAAGUAAAACAAGAAAGGGAAACCUGAGCAAAUUCUUUUGUGCGUUUUGGAUGGACUUGAUGAUGAGAACGUCUUAACGACGCGAGAGUGGGGAGCAGGGGAGUUGGAGAUGGUGGCACGAGUGGGAACCUUGUAUAUGUUCAUUCGAUUUCAUGGAAAAAGACAUUUGAGGAUGCUGUGCAAGGUUUUCUUUGAGGACUAGAUACAGUUCAAGCCUGCUGAUGGUACCGUCACUGCUCGUGUUUCUAACGGAUAAACUUCAAAACUGAUGGUGAUCUUCAGUAAUCAUAAACCAGCUCACUUUAUUUGAUGGGCUGCCUGGCCGUUUGUAUGGUAACACGUUCAGAGGCAGAACAAAAUGGAGGUUCGAGUCUAUACAUUUAUAUUACUGAAAUCACAUGGAAAAUAAAAAAUCCUACCGAGAGAUUUUACUACAUAAUAUGAAAUUAUACGGUACACAUUUUACACUUCACUAGAAUUGUCUACUUGGAGGGCUGUUCGAUUUCAUUUCUUGUCUUUGGGUUUGUGUUCUUUCUUUCUUGUGGUUUUAGCUGCUCUGGAUUAAAGAUGGGGGUAAAGAGGUGUAACUGGGCUCUCUGCAGACCACCAAACUGCCUUAUGAUGAAUAAACACUCGAUCGUGGGGGAGGGGGGAUGAACGACACAAUAUUCAACCUAUCAAUGCUUAGAGGACGACUCUAUUUUAGUGCUUAUUAUGAGUUUCCUGUCACCCUAUUGGAGGCCUAACUUGUGAGUGCAAUAGACUUCAGUGUCUUACCUCUGUGAAAUCCUUUUUUGAAAACCUUUUUUUUUUUCCUUUUUCAAAAUCCAAUUUCGGCCGCCAUUGGAGUUGAAAAGCAGACAGCCCACUUGCACUUCCUCUGCCUUCCAUGACUAUAUUCUCUUCAGACUGAACGGUAACACGGUACUGUCCUGUUAGCUGCCCAGGAGCGCAGCCUUAAAACGGGUAGAAUCAAGACAAUAAUUGUGUUGGAUGUCCUCCUUGAUAUUAAAGCGUUAGUGGAGCCUGAAAUUGACAGUUUUCCCCAGAACUCGACGAUGGUUUGAUUAAAUCUGUUCUUUGUAAUGACAGCUUUUAAAAGAUUUUUUCCUUCUACUCCUUUAUUUCCGGGCUGAUGUUUACUUCACUGUGUUAAGCCUUGUGCCGUGGUGAGCUUGGCGAGCUCAGGAAUCUGAUGGAAAAUUAAUUUUUAAUUUUUUUUUUUUUUUAAUGCAACUAAAGGGCCUCAAUCAUAUUGUGAUGGAAUAGAGCGAGUAUGAACUCAAAAGGAAUGAUUUUCUCUCCUCUAACUGAACACCCAGACAUGCUGAUACAUUAUACUUGUGUAUUUUUUAAUAUUUUUUUAUUUUAUUUGAAAUACUUUGUAAGCACUUCGUCUGUGGUUGUCCUUGGGUUCAGCCGGAGAGAAAAGGAUCACAACAGAAGAACAGUACUUCCUUCGAUUUCUUCCUUCAAAGAUUCUUUGUUUUUGUAUUGAGAAGUCUGGAUCCCGCAGAAAGCAAGGGAAGUUCCUGGGCCCACUCUCUUCCCCCGCCCCGCAGGCAUUCUCUAAACAGGUGCGCUCACCUGCCAAGCGUCUCUGCGAAAUCAGCUGUCAUACCCUUGUCAAAACCAGAGUUCAGGGAUUAAUCGAAGGGAACAGAGCCAUUUAUAAACUGCUUACAGACUGUUUUAAUGGGUAUGAUAGCUGUAAAGUGUAAAUAUCCCCCUCACUUGUGCUUCAUGCAUGUGUGAUACAACUGGGACAAACAUGUUUUAUAAAUCACAAAUGUCAGGUAAGUAAACUUUGAAUUUAUUCUGAGAUUAAUUUCCAUACAAAUGUGCCGUAAUGUUGGUAUUUCUCUAUAGAAAAAAGAAAUCUUCAGCUGCCUAUCAGAACAAUUGUUUUUUAGUGAGUCGGGAACCAGCUUCCCUACAAUACGGCCUGUCUACUUGUGAUAUCUUGUGGAACUUGUCUGAGUGUAUAGAUGAAAAACUAAUGUAAAAAUACAAAUAUAUAUAUAUAUAAAUAUCUAUAAGACAUGCAGACAGCAACCCAUGGAGUGAUAUUGAAGUAAACCAGGAGCAUAAAUGACUCCUUUUAGCAUAGAUCUGGUCCUCUGAGGUGACGAGCGGAAAAGCAGCUGACUGUUCGCACCGUUGAUGCCAGUCAGCCGUGUUGGUGAAGCCCAAAGAAUUUUGAAUCAUUGUACUAUAUUUCUAAUGAAGUGGACUGAAUUGGAGCAGUUCUGGUGUACUAAUGAGGGUCUCUGCUCCAGAGGGCAUGAGUGUGAAAUGGGGAGGGAAUGGGUCUGAUUUAUGUUUUUGAGUGAUUGAGUUUUUGAUGUGAUAGCACACUUGUGCAGUAAGUGCUUGCAAAUAUGAACCCUUUGAUUGUACAGUAGUGUCCUCCCCAUGAUUACAGGUGGUACAACCCAUCAGGACACAAGGAAAACUGCUCUUUUAUAUCCUGGUCAGGAGAGAACACAGUCUUACCGAUUAUUAUUAUUAUUACUUUUCUUUUUUUUUGGGUUUGUUUUUUGGACUGGACAAGAGUUUGUUUGGAAAUAAACUAUGUGACUAUAUGUUACGAUUUCAAUGCA